AUAACUGCGACAAAAAAUUAGCUUGCUACCGCGCGCUCCUGACUAUUAUAAAUAUUCGCUGUAUAUUUAUCAACUGUUUACAAUAUUGGACCGUACGAAGAGAAAAAACAUGAUAUUCAUUGUAAAUAUGCAAUGAAACCCGAAACUCGUUUCAUAUGCAACGAGAUGGUCGAAGAUCGCGUUCAGGGACAUCAGUACCUUCCUUACUUGAUCAAGUCUGGACCAGUGUUGUCUAAGAACAGUGGUAUUAAACAAAAUUGGCCUUAAAUUAUGUCCAUUAUGAGGGUUGUGGCUAUUACCGGUUGUGACAGUGGUCUAGGAUGGGCUAUAGCCGCUAGGACAGCCCGUGAAGGAAUCGUUACUGUGGCAGGCAUGUAUAAUGGAGUUGAUACCAGGGCAGCAGAGAGUUUGAAGAAGUUAAGUGCACAUCCUUACUCCUUGGAUGUGACGAACCCAGAUAGUAUUGCUGGGUUUCAUGAUUACGUCAAAAGCUUGCUGAAUGACAACCCUAACUAUAAACUCCAUGCAAUCGUAAACAACGCUGGUGUGAUGACAAUAGGUGAUUAUGAAUGGCAAACAGCCUCCAUGAUUGAAAACUCAAUAAAUGUAAACCUCCUCGGUACCAUGAAGGUCACUUCUGCCUUCCUUCCAGAUUUAAGGCAGAGUGCUUUAGAGAACACGAGUUCAUCAAAACCUCGUAUCAUUAACAUCGCCAGUCACUGUGGCUUGCGUCCGUUGCCUGGUUUCGCAUCGUACAGUGCCAGCAAGGCAGGUGUGAUAGCCUUAACUAAAGCUUUGAGGCUGGAACAUCGCAGACAUGGAUUGAGUGCUGUCGCUUUUAUACCUGGUGGCUUCGUCAGUUCCAGUAACAUAAUAGCAAACCAAGGACAACAAGGACAAAACAUGCUCGAACAUUUGAAUGAGGAACAGAAAUCUUUUUACGGGCAAAGAAUAACAACACUCUCAAAUUAUCUUCAGUUGGCGACGGCUCAUGAUCCAAGAUAUGAUUCUAUGAAAGACGAGAAUAUUAUUGAAACAUACGUCAAAGCUUUGACUGACGAUGAUCCUAAACAAAUGUAUAAAAACCUGCAAUAUAAACUACAACGUAAAAUCAAAGUGUUUAAUACUACUGAUCCACUACCAAACCGAGGGUACAACUUAGUUGCUUGUGCCAGCAAAUAUGGUAUUGUUUUUGUAGCUUCACCUGAUGGGCAUCUGACAGUAUAUCACCUACAACAACUGAUUGACAAAGAGUGUGAGCCUCAGCAUACAACUGUGAAGUUACAAGAGAAACCAACCCAUAUAGCCACAAGCUGCGACCAGGAACUGCUGGCGGUAACUGGUGGACAACUACUGUGCAUCUUUAAAGUCACCGACUUCCAAAAUCCAAAUGUAGCACCAGCUCUAACAAUAAGAUGUGAAGUCAACCCAUCCACCUUUGUGUCAGCUUUACAAUGGAACCCUUGCAUUCCUGAUACCAUCGCCAUAGCCUUCUACGACGGUACCCUUCUUGUGGCACAGGCCAGCACAUCGCAAGUUGUGAAGGCUGCUUCUAAAGCAAGAUGCCUCUGCUGGAGUCCUAAAGGCAAGCAGUUUGUGACAGGCAACAGUGAUGGUACUCUCACUCAGUACAAACCGGACUUAACUCCAGCUAAGACCAUUCCUGCUCCCAAUUUGUUUGCAAAUGCGCCCGUGGAAGCAUUAGCGGUGUACUGGAUUUCAACCUUCCAGUUUGCUGCGGUCUAUAAAAAUGCUACGGAUAAUAGUCGCCCUGCCGUAACUAUCAUAAAUACGCCAAAAGCUGGCAAACCUAGCUGUCAAAACUACGAAGAUAUUUGCUACAGUAUGGGCUCCAAUAGACCUUGGUACUACUACUUGCAAGGAUUAGCACAAUGGAAUAUUAUAAUGUCGGCAUCGUCCAAUGGCAUGGAGAUAGCGACUCUUGGGUCUGCAGAUGGAACUAAUUGGGUGCAGUGGUGUCAGAUUGAUGAAGCGAGGCCGGAGCUGCCUCUAACGGACAAGAAACAGGAGAACUACCCUGUUGGCGUUUGUAUUGACACAUGUGCUACACAUCAAAUACAGUGGGACCGGUCUGCUGUCAGUCUUCAACAUAAUCUCCUUGAACAAGCGACACAGGUCUGCUCGCCUCCGCAACAACUUGUACUUCCUGCAGCCGCUAUGACAAGUGCGAUACCAGGAGAAGCUCCUCAAGUUGCCCCGGCGCCCGCGCCAGCUCCGGCGCCCGCUCCGGCCCCCGCCCCUGUUGCACCUGCACAGCCAAAGCCUCUAUUGCCCCAGCCGCCACAAAUGAUGUCGCAGUUACAAGCCCAACUAGCGUCUACACCCACCCAACCAGCUCCACAGUUCAGUAUACUUAACAUACCAAAACCACCAAGCUAUGCACAGUCUCAGUCGCAGCUAUUUAGUACAACAGGCUCAGCUCCUGUCCAAACCAUACCAAAACCGGCUCCAGUAGACGUAAAACCGACACCAGCACCUCAACCAACAGUACAGGCUGCUGCGCCACAAAGUCAGCCAGCUGCCCCCAAACCUCAACCGGCACUGGCGCAAGAAAAUGCCGCGAUAAAAGCAGAACAAGAUAAAAUAAAUGAAAUGAAAGUGAACCAAGAGUUGAAAAAUAUGCUUGUCAAAGAAGUGAACGACUUUCAAAUGGAACUGUACAAGUUUAUGGUAAAGACUAAGGAAACUCAAGCUAGGUUACAACGCGACAUAGAUUCAAUCAACGCUAAUUUCAACUAUACGUCGCAAGACGCGGAACAGUUGAGGAAGGAAUGUUCUUCCGAUGAACUGCGCAACGCCAUCGUACAACUCAAGUUGGAACUAGUUCGCGCGUGCGCUGUUGUCGCUGAAGCUCGGACGCAUGCUGAAUCAAAAGACAGUUAUCAAUGGACGAAAGCAGAUCCUCUGACAACAAAACGAGUGGCGUCUGUGAAGAAGUUGGCGUAUUACGUACAAAAUCAACUCGAGCAAGCGCAGAAAUCACUUGACAUUAAGUGGAAUGAAACUGUAACUAAAGACCCGCAGUUUAGCAAGCCAGGUCAGCGUAUGAUUCGCCCAAUCCUAGACGACGUAUACCAACCACUAGUGAAACAACAAGAGAUACUAAGUCGCCAACAAGCUGUACUACGAACUCUAAGGAAUACGCUCAACGAGUGUGACGUCACGCCUAUGUUCAAAACCAGCUCACUAUUGAGAAGCACGCCGUUUAGGAACAAGGAUCCCCUUUCGAAACUAACGAAGAAUAUCUUAAAUAUGAGUAUUGAUGCUACUGACAGUAAGAAGAAGGAACCGCUGCUGUCUUCUCAGAAAUUAGACGCUCUCAGAGACAUGUUGUCUAACCAUAAGACGAUUAAAAUCAAGCCGGUUAAUGUUGAAGUGAGACAACACUUGGCUACAAUGAGAAUGAAUUAUGAAAAGAGUAUGAAGGAGAAAGCACAGCCCAUAAAGACUGAAGUCCCUAAUCCGCAGCCUGAUGUUAAACCUCUGGUUAAGCCGGUUCAACAACAACUGUUUGCGAUGCCUAAAGUUGAACCCAAGUUGGAGCUGAAACAGGAGCCCUUCAAACCGGCCCCUCUCAACGUGCCAUCGUUUACCCCGGUCGGUGGAGUGAAACCCGCCAUCCCUGGCUUGACCAACGUUGCUCGAACACUGUUUACUGAUGAACCUAAACCAGAGCCACCAAAAUCUCAACCGCAACUGGCCCAGCCGAAGCCUGCAGCCCCUGCCUUUGCAUUCUCCAAUAGACCUGCAUCAGCUGAGACGCGCAGUGUACUGAAAGACCUCCUACAAAGUAAACAGACGACUAAAAACGAUAGUAAUAACUUAUUCAUGGGACAGAAAAUAUGUUCGCCGUCUUCGUUUUCGGCGACAACAACCGCACCAACAUCAGCACCUGCUCCAACACCAGCAUUUACAUCCAAACCCAUUGCUGACAUUAACAACAUGUUCAGUAAAUUCCAACCCCCGACAUUAGCACAAGACAAUAAACAAACUUUAGCUUCAGAACCUAAGCCCCAACCAUUAGUACCAGAACCUAAGCCCCAACCGUUAGUAGCAGAACCGAAACUUCCAUCUCUAACUGAACCAAAACCUUUCGCUCCAAAACCUGAAUCAACCUCAAUAUUCGCAAGUCCCAAGUCAAGUGAGACUGGAGAGCCAGAAACUGACAGUAAACCAGCUGUAGUUAAAUCAUCGACUAUCAACAAACCACUUACAAAUCUAUUUCAACUUAAAACUUCAACACCUGCUCCAAGUCCUAUUGUUCCUGACGUCAUAAAAACUACUAAAGAAGUAAAGGCUGAUACUAAACCCGCUGAGAAAGAAAAGUCUAAAGAAAAUGUUCCUCAAAAUGUAGAAAAUAAAGUUGCACCGAAACCUGUUAGUGAAAAUAAAGAAGCUCCUAAGCCAUUGACUGCACAAACGGCUAAUAGGACGUCGAUAUUUGGAUCGGCACCUCAAGCAGUUGCUGCAAGUACUCCUAUUACCAGUCAAAGUGAACCACAAAAAUCUGUGGAAUCGAAAGGAGAUUCUUUUAAAGUACCUGAAAAGAUUGUUUCAUCUUCUUCUAAUGUUUCUUCAAUAUUUGGUAGCACCAAUGUUGCAGCUCCUACAGAAACCAAAUCUCAGACCAGUGUCACACCUGAACAACCAACUUCGAAAUCAGAUACGCCUACAAAAGAAUCGGCAUCUACUGCUUCAAAACCUACACUUAAUAUUGCUGCAGCUUCUUCUACACCUUCAGCCGCUUCUGUAUUUGGAGCAGCGGUGGCUUCACAAUCAAAACCUUCAACUCCAACAUCCAUAUUUGCUACAGGUGCCACCCCAUCUCCAACUCCUGCUUCUGUCUUUGGUACAUCUUCGCAAGGCUCAAUAUUUGGAAGCACAUCGCCUACAUCUACGACAACUGCUCCAGUGUUUGGUUCUACAGCUCAAUCAGUAUUUGGUAGUGCUAAUAGUACAACCAAACCUUCAGUGUUCAGUACGCCUGCACCUGCAUCUACUGAGGCUCCGUCAUCACCUCAUUCGGUAUUCAGUUCAGCUGCAGCUUCAACAACUCAAGCGGUCUUUGGAUCUUCAACUACACAAUCCGUGUUUGGUUCUACGUUAACCACACAAGCUUCUGCAUUCGGUGCGUCAACUACUACAACUCAAUCUGUUUUUGGGACAGCCACUACGACGACACAAUCAUCUAUGUUUGGCAAUGCAGCUUCAAGUGCUACUAGUGCAUUUACAUCGACGGCUACACCGUCUUCGGGUGCACAGAGCAUAUUUGGUGCAGCAGCUAGUACGACUGCGCAGUCUGUAUUUGGAGGGCAAGGAACUUCUAUUUUUGGAUCAGCACCGCCUAACAAGACUGUAUUUGGAACAGCAACAACUCAAGCUUCUGUCUUCGGUGCGGCAACCGCUACUACUCAGUCAUCAGUGUUUGGAUCCCUACACCAACUACUCAAGCUUCAGUUUUUGGGACUGCACCAACUACCAGGCAUCAGUUUUCGGAAGUGCGCCGACUACACAAGCGGCGGUGUUUGGGAGUGCCCAACUAGUCAAACAUCUGUGUUCGGAACUGCGCCAACAACUCAAGCAUCGGUAUUUGGUAGCACGCCGACUACUCAAGCGUCAGUAUUUGGUACUCAGCCUACUACAACAGCUCAGGGUUCUCUCUUCGGUGGUGGUGAAGCCAAUUUGUUUGCGGCGGCCAGUAUAUCUACAACCAGCGCUCCUUCACAGACCAGUGGCGGCAGUAUCUUCGGAGGAGGGGCCUCGACUGGUUCCGUAUUUGGUGGCGGUGGUAAUACAAACGUGUUCGGUGGUAAGCCGCCUUUGGCCAGUCCAAUUCCACCGCGGCUGCUAUCUUCGGCGGUGGAGGAGCAACGAGCUUCGGUGAACAAAAACCUGCUACCAACUUCUGGUCUGGAGGAAGCAAUUCUGGAGGAGGAUUUGGAUCUACUGGUUUCGGUCAACAAGCUACAACAAGCGUCAUCAAUCUUCGGCAAUACAACAGGUGGUAGCUUUAGUACACCGUCUCCUGCUGGACAAGCGUUUGGCAGCCCUCAAACCCCAGCAUUUGGAUCGCCACAGCAACAAGCAGCUCCUGCAUUCGGUGGUUCGCCUUCAUUUGGUGCAAAACCCGUAUUCGGCCAGCUUCUGGUUUUGGGUCUCCACCUAGUGGUGGGGGCUUCGGCUCUUCAUUUGGAGGAUUCAAUAAGAGUCCCAGUGGAGGGUUCGGAGCACCAGCGGCCUUCGGAGGAGGAGCUACGUUCGGUGGAAGUCCAGCUUUUGGAAGUACGUCUCCUGGGAAAAUGUUUGGAGCUGCACAACCCAGUAACAGGUUUCGGUCAGCCGACGCAGUCAAACGCUACGUUCGAGAGCUUAGCGACUCAGAACACGUUGACAUUCGGCAACCUGGCGCAACAGGCGCAGGCGCCGCAACCACAAGCUCCUACCUUCAACACGUGA
This is a messenger RNA of Spodoptera littoralis (African cotton leafworm), 6477 nucleotides long. The record is from the annotation of a GenBank genome assembly. NCBI's taxonomy places the organism in Eukaryota, Metazoa, Arthropoda, Insecta, Lepidoptera, Noctuidae.